Molecule: messenger RNA, 1795 nt
Organism: Paramecium pentaurelia
Lineage: Eukaryota; Ciliophora; Oligohymenophorea; Peniculida; Parameciidae
Source: the annotation of a GenBank genome assembly
AUGUAGAGUGCAUAAAAACUUACAUAAUAAAAUUAAGAUGCUUUCUCUUAAUUCUUUGAUAAAUAUAUAUCAUCCUCCAACAAACUUUAAACACAUAGUGUUAGAGAGCUUGCCUAAAAACUGGCGAUUUAAUAUUUUAGUGGUUAACUUCCUCCUAGACAUUAAACAGAAAAUAAUAUGAGAAAGAAAAGUAGAAAUAUAGUUUAUAAAUAAAUUGAAACAGACGCAAUAGAGAAAGCAAAAGCCUAAUUUAAAGCUAAGAAAGAGAGAAAAGAAUAGCAAUAAAGAAAGUUACCUCCUGUUCCAAAAAAACAGGAUACUUAACCAAGAAGUUUAUCGGUGUAACCUCCUCUUAAAUGUUUAUCUGCUUAACCUAAAAAGUCUAUGCCUUCUACAUAUUUCUAUUAUAUAGGAGAAGGGAACAAUAAUGAGUUAAUUAAAAAGUUACUAGAUGAAAGAUAAAAUUGGGUUUAGGUUAAAGAUGCUAAUGUAAAAAACAUUAAUUUUAAAUGGUAAGAAACAGAAAAAGGAUAUGAAUAUAGAACUUUGGCAGGGAAUUUAAAAGAUUUUAAACCAUAAAUGCUUAAUCAUUUUGAGUUUCAUGCUGAAAUUUCAAAUAAAUAUCACUUAGCAUUAAAUUUUAAGACAUUUUGUGAUGUAAGUUUGUCUAUUAAUUAUAAUCUAUAGAAAAACUAAUUAAAUGUAUAAGAUUACAUUCCAAUAAGUUUUGCCAUAGAAUGUACAAAUUAGAAUUUGAAAGCUGGCUUAUUUCAAUUUUUAACAUUUUAUAGAUCAUAUUGUCCUUAAAAUCAAUUAUAAGAGUUAGAUAAAACAAUAAAAUCAUAUUAAUUUAAGUAUGGUACAUAAUUGGAAAAUAAAAUUGAUUAAUAUCCUACUUUAUUUGCUGGAGAGAAUCUUUGGAUAUUUAAACCAGCAAAUAUGAAUUAAGGAAGAGGAAUUCAUGUAGUCAGAAAUUUAUAAGAGAUAAUAGAUAUUUAUAAUAGAUAUUAGAAUGGAUACAAAGAACAUUUAUUGGAAGUAAAGAGAAAUGAAAAUAAUGAAAUAGUAACAAAAAUUAUUUAUAUAAAUACAUUGAUGACUGAAUAAUUUGUGAUUUAGAAAUAUAUUGAAAAACCUUUAUUGAUUAAAGGUAGAAAAUUUGAUAUUAGAACUUAUGUCUUAAUAACAUCUAAUUUAGGAUUCUUUUUCUUUAGGUAUAGAUUUUAUUUACUAUUUAGAGAAGGGUAACUAAGAUUGGCUACAGAAACAUUUGAUGCUAAAUAAUAAUCAAAUUAUGUUCAUUUGACUAAUAAUGCUGUUCAAUAUUCACAUCCAUAAUAUGGUAAAACUGAAGAAGGCAAUUAAUAUAAUUUUGAUCAAGCUUCAUAAUAUUUUAAAAUUGAUUUUAGAAAAGAUGUAUCAUAUUAAUUUAAUAAAAAAGGUAAUACAAAAGUUGAAAUAGAUAUCUCUUUUGACUUUUACAUGUGUUAAAGGAAAGAUAAAUAAAUAUAAAAGGAAAAAUUGUUUUGAAAUUUAUGGGAUGGAUUUCAUUUUAGAUGUAGAUUUCAAACCAUGGCUUAUUGAAGUUAAUACAAAUCCUAGUUUAGAAGUAACUAGUAAAUUAUUGGGAUGUCUAUUCCCAAGAUUAAUAGGUAAUAACUUAUUCUAAUUAAUAGAUGAUGCAUUUAAAUUAACAGUUGAUAGACUAUUCCAUUAAUAAAAGACACCUUCAAAAUAUCCAUUUCUUAAUUAUUCAAAUGAUGAAAACUUAUGGGAAUAUGUUAGUUAACUUUGA